This is a messenger RNA of Pseudopipra pipra, 8553 nucleotides long. It is a transcript of the gene ATF7IP, whose product is annotated as activating transcription factor 7 interacting protein. NCBI's taxonomy places the organism in Eukaryota, Metazoa, Chordata, Aves, Passeriformes, Pipridae. Gene Ontology annotation, molecular function: protein binding; transcription coregulator activity. The coding region runs from base 391 to 4014 and encodes 1207 amino acids. Gene Ontology annotation, biological process: regulation of DNA-templated transcription. The transcript is spliced from 16 exons. Gene Ontology annotation, cellular component: transcription regulator complex; nucleus. The record is from RefSeq and is a predicted model, not a curated record.
GCAGCGCUAAUAGUUGGCAGCACGGAAGGCAGUACAAAGAGAACACUGGAGGCACUUGCAGUUGCAGUAGUAUCCUUGGAGGCUGUGGCAUGCUCAGUGAGCUGCAGGGGCACUCCUGACACAUUCAGCUACUUGUGUGGAGAAGUAGGAAUUCCAGCAGGCUGUAACAAGCAGAUGUAGGCUACAAGCCGACAGGUAUACUAGCUGUAGCUCAAGCUGGCUAAAAAACAGUACUCAUGCUGCUAUGUAAACAAAACAAGAUCUUAGAUCAAGAUGGCCGACCUGGGAAUCUACUUGUAGAUAAUACUUUAUGCAAAUGAGCUGCAUGUCAGUGGCUUACUCAGAGAAGGAAGCUCAUUUUGCACGUGCCAUCUUCUUGCCAGGGUCAAGAUGGAUAGCACAGAUGAACCUCAGAAAAAAGUCUUUAAAGCGCGAAAAACAAUGAGAGUAAGCGAUCGACAACAACUUGAAGCUGUCUAUAAGGUUAAAGAGGAGCUGUUGAAGACAACUGAAGUGAAACUGUUAAAUGGAAAACAUGAGAAUGGAGAUUCUGAUUUAAAUUCCCCUUUAAGCAAUUCAGACUGUAUGGAGGACAAGAAGGAAGUUAAUGGCAUAGUUGACUUGUGUGUUAACUCUGAAGAAGAAAGAACAGCUUCUGAUGAAACUAGUGAGGCCAAAAGCCCUGAAAGUAGGACAGGAAACAUAGUCAGUGACAUAGAAUCCAAACCUCUAACGCUGUCUCCAGAAAAUACUACUCCUGAGCAAGAUAAAGAUACUGUUACUGCAGUAGCUUGUGAGGCAGAAAAUGGAGUGCUUGGUAGCAAUAAAGACAACUUCCAUGAACAAAAUAAUACAAAAGAUCAUUUGGACCAAAGAAAGAGUGACAUCCCAUUGGAAGCUGAAAGUAAAUCAGUCGAUGAUACUACUGACUCUUCUGAAGAAAAGGGAGAAACAAAUAAUAUAACUGUUAAUUCCAGUUCACCUAGUGGGGAAAAGAGGACUGAAGUAGUUACUGUUGAAGAGGCUGUUGGAGAAGCAGCCAUCUCUAGCAGUAUGGAAGCUGACCAGGAAAAACAAGAGGGCAGUGCAGGUCUUUCAGAAACCGCUGUUCCGAAGACAUUAGAUGAGCCAAGUCAAAGUAUCUUGGACAAUACUGACUCUAUGGAAACAGAUGAAAUUAUUCCAAUUUUGGAAAAACUAGCCCCUGCUGAAGAUGAUCUGAGCUGUUUUUCUAAAAGUUCUCUGCUUCCAGUGGAUGACACAGCCCCAGAUUUGGAAGAGAAAAUAGACAACUGUUUGGGUUCACCAUCCAAGCAGGAAAGCAAUGAAAGUCUGCCAAAAGAGGCUUUCUUAGUAUUGUCUGAUGAAGAGGAUCCCUGUGAUGAGAAAGAGGAACGGGUUGAAGGGGUAGUGUCAAACAAGUCAAGUCUUCCAGAAGAGGUGAAGGAGGAGAGAAGAAAUGAGAGUGAGGAGAAUAAAGAAGGAGAAGAGGCCCACAAAGAAGAGAAACAAACAGAGAAAAGUGAUGCACUAAAGAGAAAGCGUUCCAAAUCUGAGGACAUGGAUGAUGUUCAUUUUAAACAUCGUCGGUACAUGGAAGAAGAUUAUGAGGCAGAACUCCAAGUAAAAAUUACAGCCAGAAAGGAUGUUGACCAAAAAUUACAAAAGGUUAUCCAGAAACUGUUAGAAGAAAAACUUAGCACUUUACAGUGUGUGAUAUUUGACAAGACUCUGGCAGACUUGAAAACCCGAAUAGAGAAAGCUGAAUGUACCAAGAGGCAUAAAACUGCGUUUACUGAACUGCAGGCUAAAAUUGCUAGAUUGACAAAGCGGUUUGGAGCAGCCAAGGAGGACUGGAAGAAGAGACAGGAAAAUUCAGCAAAUGCACCUGCAUCUCCAGGGAAAGCAGCAACUGACACUGCAAAUACAAACAAUGCCACAUAUAGAAAUGCUGGCACAGUGAGGCAGAUGCUUGAGUCAAAGAGGAACGUAGGAGAGAGCACACCAGCAACUUUUCAAGCACCUGUGAGUGCAGUGCCAGCUUCCAGUCUUGCUCCUUAUCCAGCAGUUGUCAGUGGACAUCCUAAGCUUCAAACUCCAGUGACCUCCACCAGCUCUUUGACGACAGCAGUUCUUCCCACAGCUAACACAGCUACGGUUGUAGGCACUAACCAGGUGCCCGCUGGAAGCACUCAGUCAGUGGCUGUCUCACUGCAGUCUUUGCCCGUAAUCUUGCAUGUCCCUGUUGCAGUGUCAUCCCAGCCUCCACUUCUGCAAGGCCACACAGGGACUUUGGUCUCUAACCAGCAGUCAGGCAAUGUUGAAUUUAUAUCUGUACAAAACUCAUCUACAGUUGGUAGCCUUACCAAAACUACAGUGUCUUUGGCAUCAACUAACACAACUAAACCAAAUAGCAUUCCACCUGUGCCCAGUCCUGGUAUUCAAAGGAACUCUACAGCCAGUGCUGGGUCAAUAGGCACAACGUUGGCAGUACAGGCUGUUUCUACUGCACAUCCUGUUGCCCAGACCACAAGGACUUCUUUGCCCACAGUGGGUACGUCAGGACUUUAUACUGCAACCAGCAGUCGAGCGCCCCUACAGAUGAAGAUUCCUGUCUCUGCAUUUAAUAAUACAGCGCCUACUGAACCACCCACCGUUGUAGCACCCAAGAUUGACAGCCAGACAAGCAGGCCACCAACAGAUACUUCGGCAAACAAGCGAGCUGCUGAGGGAACAACACAGCUCUCAGAUCAAAAAGUAGUUCGCUGUGUGCCGUAUACCUGUGGCAUAUUUGAUGGUACAACUUUGAUCAAUUGUUUCGAAAAGCAGUUGAAACAGGAAGAGACUUCAUCAGAAAAUAAAGAAGCAGUAGAAGCAGCACAGACGAAUUUUAACUUCCCUGAGGAUGUCCUCUUUGGCUUGGAGGAAGAGGAAGAGGAUGCUAAGAGCAUCAAAAACACCCACAAGCAGACUGGCUGGGCAGCUAACCUAUUAAAACAGUGGCUGGCCAAAAAUGGCAAGGAUCCUAGCUUUGAAUUGGUCCCAAGCGGGAAGGUCACAGGAAGUGAAUCAGGAGGUGUCAUUGAUCUUACACUGGAUGAAGAGGAUGAUAACUCUUCUCCAGCAGAUGGCAAGAAGCAGAAGCAGAACCAGACACCAGUUACAGGACUGAGCGUACCCACGCAGCCCUUGGCUCGGCCCUUGCAGCCCAGUUUGCCGCCUUUGCAGCCAAACCCUGUGCAGCAGACAGGUGUGCCGACCAGUGGGCCCUCCCAGACCGCUAUACAUGUAUUACCUACAGCUCCGACAACAGUGAAUGUAACUCAUCGGCCAGCGACUCAAACUGCUCCAAAGCUUCCUAUACCAAGAACCCCUGCUAACCAUCAGGUGGUCUAUACCACUAUUCCUGCACCACCAGCUCAGAAUCCUGUAAGAGGAGCUGUCAUGACAAAUCCAGGUUUAAGGCCAGUCAACCCGCAGGCUGGAGGUAUGGCAGUGCGAAUGCCUCAGACAACCUAUGUCGUGAACAACGGGCUGACUCUCGGGUCUGGAGCACCUCAGCUGACAGUGCAUCAUCGACCGCCGCAAGCGCACGCUGAGCCACCACGCCCUGUACAUCCUGCCCCACUUCCAGAGGCACCACAGCCACCACGUCUGCCCCCUGAAGCUGCCAACACUUCUCCGCCUCAAAAGCCACAGCUGAAGCUGGCACGGGUACAGAGCCAGAAUGGAAUUGUGCUGUCAUGGAGUGUCAUGGAGGUGGACCGGAGCUGUGCCAAUGUGGACAGUUACCAUCUCUACGCCUACCACGAGGACCCAAGUGCCACUAUGCCCUCCCAGUGGAAGAAGAUCGGGGAAGUGAAGGCCCUCCCUCUCCCUAUGGCAUGCACUCUUACACAGUUCGUGUCUGGCAGCAAAUACUACUUUGCAGUCCGGGCUAAGGACAUCUAUGGACGCUUUGGACCAUUCUGUGACCCCCAGUCCACAGAUGUGAUCUCUUCUCAGAGCAGUUAAACGGAGAUCUUUGGAGCCUUUAAACCUGCCCUGGUACCAAGAAUUACCCCGGUUUUGGGGGGAGUUGAUCCCAUGCAUGUAAUUCACUUUUAAAUCCACUCUCUGCAGAAUUAUUUUAGACAGUUGUGUGAUACACUACAUGCAAUCAGAACCAAAAGAAAAAUAAAGUGUCACCUGCAGCAAGAGAUCCUGUUUUUUCUGAAUAGUUCAUGUCAUGGGCCAUUUGAAACUUUAAUUUUCGCUUCCAUGACAGCUGUUCCAUAUAGAUACCUACGUACCCUUUAUCCAAGGGCAUCCUGAAUGCCUGGGAUUCUGCUUCUGAGUGGGAACAAAAUAGUAAAUUACAGUUUGUCUGAAGCAAAACACACACAUUUGUACUGGAAGAUUGAGUGGUCUGGUCUUACUUUACAAACUGGAAUGAACUCUCUGAGAGGAGGGAAUGGAACUUCUAGUCUGGCCAGGAACCCAUAUGUAUGUAAAUUUGGAGGUGGUGGGGGGAAAAAAAAAAUCACCCCACAACCUCCUACCUCUUAUAAAUAAGAACGCUCCUCUACUUUCACCAUCCUCCCCCACUUGCCCUGGGAGCAUUCCCAGGUCAUAUCUGACAGUGAAUUGUAGAGCUGCAUUCACACCUCUCUAGUUCAGACAGUUUCUCUGCCCCUCCCCUCAUACAUCCAGCCCUAUUUUUUAGAUUUAUUUUGUGCCUUAAAGAAUAAUUUCAAAAAUAAAAUGUAGCCAGAUACUUUGUGGUGUUCUUUUAUUUGCUUGGAGUUAUUUUUCCCUUUAUCCUUCUAGUCUUUCACUAGUGCUCUUCAUUUUCCAGGCCUGCAGUAAUUAUUAUUUCUGUUAAGACCAGGAAGUGUAACAUCUGCUGAUGCUGAACUCGUUUUUAUCUGCAUUCUAUCUGAGUAUCACUCAACCCUUUCCUCACUGUAAUUCUUGAGCAGUUGUUUUUGUCCUGUCAAGAAUAUUACAGUAUACAGACAGUAUUUUCCACCCGAGCCUUUCCCUGUUCUUUUGGGAAAGCUGUAUGCUGCAAUUCAGCCAAAGAAGAAACCUCUGUGGUGUGGCACUAUGAAAGCUUCUGCCUGUUGGCACUCAGUUUGGAUGUUCAGUGAGUACGGAAAGAGAAGUUGGCUUCCCAGUUGUCUUCUCUCUCUCAGCACCUGCCUGCCUCUGCAGAAAGCCAACACAGCCAAAGGAGUUUAGAAACUAUUUUAGACGCUGGCCUAAACCUUGUGAGUAAUUGCAAAUGUUAGUAGAUGCUUUCAUGAUGCUUCUGAGCUGAGGAAAGAAAAUUGGUGCAUCUGCUCCGCUGUCGUUGACAUGUUAAACUUGCUGUUUGCAGAGCCAAGUUGUAACUCACAUGGACAAGAAAGUGUAUGUAAGGUUUUGAUUUUGGCAAUUUUCAGUUGCAUUCCUGCCCAACAAAACCAAACAGUGGGUUUAGAGGGGAAAGAUUCUUUUUUUUAAUCCAUCGUAUAGCAAAGGUGCAGAAUAUAAUCUUUUUUCAUUUCGAUGCCCUUUUUCUUACAACCAACAUUUUGAAGUGUAAAGCAACGUUGAAAACGUGUCAGAAAAAUUAAAUCCCAAAACAGGACUGGUGAAAUAUACUAUGAGAUUAUGGGUUCUUUAGUUAUGUUCCUUUUGAGAACUUUUAACACUGAAAGAAAUGUCAUUGUAUACUUUUGUCUGUUUUACUGCACUCCAUGUAGCUGGGAUUGUCACUUCUGUCAAGUAAGCAACAGCUAUUCUCGGUAUGGAAACUUGCAUUUAAAGUAUAGCGGUUCUGUUGAUUUGGGCAACCAAAAAAUUUUGGCUAAAUCCAAGUAUCAUCAGAGAAGGUUCACACCAACUCUCAUGUAAGGACGAUUUUCUCUGAACUACAGCGCUCCCUGUAUUUCUGGUGCCAAUAAUCAAAAAUGCCUUGAAUUUUUCUAUGUUUAAUUAAUUUUUUGUCUGCCUAUUUCAAGGAAUAAUUACUUAAUAAUGCAUUUAGUCUAUUUAGUCUAAAGUGGGGUUCUUAUAAAGCCAGUUCUGUAGUAGAGGUUAGAGCAGUUCAUUCCAGUUGAUGGCUGUCAAGUCCUGCUUGGACAAUUUUUUUUUAAUGUGUCUUUGAGGUUGUACCAAAGAGCCCUUGGCCAUAUCAGUACAAUGAAGUUUUACAGUUUUAAAAUUAGACUACAGCCUGGAAUUUAUGCACUUAUUUGUGAUUCCAGCCCAAACAAUAAAUGAGCUUUUCUAUAGUUUGUGCUUGCAUUUAGAUCUUGUUUUUAGGUUUGUCUUGUUUGGGAAAGGCAGGGGGUGCGGGCCCUGCGUUAGAAUUCUUUCUUUCCUUCAGUGAGGUAUUAUUAGGGAUGGUCUGGCAUUCUAUUUGGAGGUUUUGCAGGUUGCAUCCUUAGAGAAAGAAGACUCACCUUUAUUUACUCCAGAUGUAGUUCUUCACUGAAUUGAUUGUGAAAACUGGCUUCUGGCUUAACAGACCCCUUAUGCUACCGAACACGGGUAUUGCUUAGUUCCUUACCUCAUGGCACUUACCCCAUGUGGUGGAGUGGCUGGUUAUUUUAUUAUCCUUUACCUCCUAGAAAGAAUGAAGCUACUGAGAAACUAAAUUUCUGCUAGCAACAAACAAUCAGAAGUAAUUUGUUUCAUUUAUUAGAAUUUAUUUGGAAGUAUUACCAGAAUAUUCAGGAACACUCAUUACAGGUCUGUUACUACUGUGUCUCUAGACUGGUCUCUUCAUUAGCGUCAAUUGCUUGAGCCUUCCAGUAAUCCACUUUUAAAUAUGCUAAAAAGCUGUAUAUGGCUUUUAAGUGGAAGAGUUGGUUUUAGUUUCUUCUCUGCACUUGAUGCAAGGUUUUCCAUCUGACUUUCAGUAGCCUGGUAUAAAGUUGUUCCUGAUUGUGUGUUUUGCUGCUGCCUCUGGGUACACAACAUUUCCGCAGUACUGCCCUGGAUUUAGUUUCCCAUGUUUUAGCAAACACGGCACUGACUCUGCAGCUGUGUUUUCCACCAUUAUUUACUUUCUGGUGUGUUUUAGGUUUUGGUUGUGUGUCACAACAGCCUCUCAAUGUCCAGGCUGAAUGUAAUUUGAGUUAGUCCAUCUACUUGUAGAGGAGCCCUGCUGUGCAGUGCUGAUGGCAAAAUGCCAUUCCUGUCCACUGCAUUUCUCCUAGUUGCAGCUUCACUGGCCUCUUUUAUUUUGCUCUAUGUCUAAAAAAGCUUUAUUGCAUACAAAUAACUAAAGCCGUGGAGGGGGCAGACUGCAAGUGUAGCAUCCUGUACUGCCUGCAGUGGCAGCUUCAGAAAGCACAAGGGUGCAGAGGCAGGUUCCCCUCAGCCUGUCAUUAUUUCUGCCUGUAAUUAUUUCCAUGCUCUGAGCAGCUUCCCUAGGAGUAGCAGUUGGGCUUAGACUUUGCUCCUUUGAAUUAUUUGUACUACCUUUGGCCAUGUUAGAUCACUGAGCACAAGCACUGAGACACUCACCCAUUCCCAAGGUUUUUAGCACUAGGCUGGAAACACCCAUGGUGUUUUCCCUGUAAAAUUAAGGGGUCUUACCCUGCUUCCUUUGAAAACGAAGGCAAAACCCCUUGUGCCUUCACUGGGAGCAUGAUUGGACCAAGGAGUAGAAUCUGAACACCAUUUUGUACUGUAACAAAAACAGUCACUUCAGCCCACCCUUCAUGCUGUUUGUCUUAAAUGUCCAAUAAAUUAAAAUCUGUAUUGUAUGUAGGAAUGAGUCAUGUUUGUUGCUGCUCCCUAAACAGCCAUUCCCCAGGAUGAGUAUUGCAUACACUGUAAAAAAUCAAGCUGUGAUUCUGCCUUCUUAUAAACUCUUUUGAGUAUUUUCCUUUAGUCAAAAAUAUCUAUGCAGAUAUUUUAAAUAGAAGCUUGAUAUAUUAAAUAUAUAUUUUUUUAGUUUUGCUGAUUUGGGUUGGGCUGGGCGUUGUAUGAAAACACUGGAGGGAGAGGAGUUCAAAUGACACUGAGCCAGCCCUGCUACCCAAGUCUGUAUUCCCUUAAAAACAUCUUCUGAGGGGAGAAGGAAAAUAAUAAGGAUAGCUAGGAGAAAGCAAAUGAAUGAUUUUUCCUUUUCAUUCCUUUUAAGUUAAAAAUGCGUCUUUAUUUCUUAUCAUCAUUAUGCAGGCUGAGUAUUCUUUUCUUCUCUUUUAUAUACAUAUACACAUGCAUAUAUAUAUACAUAUAUAUAUAUUUGAAGUGCUGUCUUAAUGAAUUGUAGUUGUAAAUAAGAUAACUGGGUAGUAGCUGUUUGGGGAGUCCUCUUCAGCUUUAGUAAUUUAUUGACUAUUGGGAGUCAAACAUGCAAAAUCCUUUUUUGGGAAACUCCACAUCUGAUUUCUUGUUCUGUUUUGCAGCUGGACUUGUAAAUACAAAAAAACUAAUUUAAUGUCCAAUUUAAACUGGGCAGUUGCCAGCUCUCCCCAUAUUGUAGAUUAGUGUGUGUCUGUAUUAAUUGUAGUGGAGUUUUGUCUGACAAGCCUGAAAUUUAUACUUUGAAAUAAACUUUUGGGUUUUUAA